GGAGAGUCGCCAGAGACGUUAGCGCCAUUGGCAUACUCUAGUUCCACCUCAACGCGGUGGAACAUUUUGUGACGGUGAAGCUGAGGCCUCAGUCGCAUUCAUUGGCAUACAACACCGCGCAUUCCCAAUUCGCAGCACGCGAGCUUCAAGCCAUCCAUCCGCGAGAUGCCUACAUCCCGGGCGCAUGCAUCCAGGCUGGCGCAGUCGCGCCACGCCGAUAUCUUCAUAUGGUGGCCUUCGACCCCUCUGUCCGAACUGAUAGCCUGCUUCAAUUCGAGCGUUGUCGGUCCCGUCACAGCGGGCACUCUUCUCCGUUGGGUCAAUAUGCUCGCCGGUCUUGGUGGCGCGAGCGUCAUGCAAGUGGGCCGCGUGUCGUUGCGCCGGAUGGCCCCGUUCCAGUACUACCCCGACCCGUUGGAGGCUGUCUCGUCCUCUGAGGCUCUGGAGACUGGAGAUUAUGGCUGUUUCUACUUGGAUCGAGGGUCGUUCAUCGUCCGGCGGCUUCCCUUUAAUGGCUCUUACCACGUCGUGUCAUUGGAGACGAGGAAGAUCGCGUUCGAGGCCACGCGAACGCCUGGUGGCCUCGAGAGCUUAGCGCGGUACGACAUACCGGCUCCUUUUCGCGACGAGGUCUCCAAGCGUGAUGGCGUCAAGUGUAUAUUCACAAGAUAUACGGCUAUGGAUAACGACCCUGUGGACGUGCAUUGGAUAUACCCUCCAGGGAUGGCACGCUACAUCACAACGCUCAGCGCGGAAAGGCCGUUCUUCCCGCGAACCGAAGGUUUCCAAAAUCCUGACAACCUCAUGAGCGUGCGGGAUGACAUCUAUAAAUUGUGGCACGUGAAUGCAUUCAGCGUCGACGUUGAUGACGGGAAUCGAAUUCGCAUCUUCGACGAAACAGCGAAGCACGCCGGCCUACCUGCUCAUCUUGAAGUAAAUCCGAAAGGUUCUGCCUCACACAACUUCUUCCGCGAGCAUUUCCGCCACACGUUAUGUGUUCACUUCAUUGGCGGCGACAUUCAGACCGACUACGACCCUCAAACGGUCAAUUCAUAUCUUGUGGAGAACGGUCUUGACGAGGAGGGUACUCUCGAUGACUUUGAUCCCUCCGAUGAGAUAUUCCAAACGAUCAUUGGGAGAGAAGUCCUGGAGUGCGUGAUUGCGGAAAAGCUGAGGCGACGAUGUGAGGAUACGGACGAUACGGACGAUGGAUACUACUUUGAGUAGUAUUAAAGCGUUGGAUAUCUGUAAUAGUACACUUUUCUGUAUCAGGAACAUCCAGCCCGAUAGACAGACAUGUUCUAGAAACCGACAGUCCCAAGGAUACACCGUAGUUGAGUUCAGGCUCCAGAAUAGACAUGAAUCAAGAUAUAUGGAUCAGUGUGUCGAGGCCGUUCAAACCACUCGUAAGAACACACAGGCGAUGUAGAGGGGAACGCACUCGAGGUGCUGCAGACCCUCUGAGGAACAAGGCCGAAGCAUCCGGUAUUUGAUCGUCUUCGCAUGAUACAGGUAGGUGAGGUAGCGACGAGCUCCGAAAAAUGUUACUUGUGAUCGCUAUCACAACAAUUGAGUAUAUGCACGACGUGUGAGAUGCAUG
Messenger RNA from Fomitopsis serialis, 1600 nucleotides. RefSeq lists its product as uncharacterized. Lineage: Eukaryota; Fungi; Basidiomycota; Agaricomycetes; Polyporales; Fomitopsidaceae. The transcript is spliced from 8 exons. The record is from RefSeq and is a predicted model, not a curated record. The coding region runs from base 166 to 1227 and encodes 353 amino acids.